Messenger RNA from Sclerotinia trifoliorum, 3827 nucleotides. Lineage: Eukaryota; Fungi; Ascomycota; Leotiomycetes; Helotiales; Sclerotiniaceae. The record is from the annotation of a GenBank genome assembly.
CCGUAAAUUCCUGAAAGCAUUAUGAUGGCAACUUUAUGAAAAUUAUUUAAACAUUCAUUGAGACUACAAUGCAAUCAUGAGGAGGGGUGGCAGUUUAUUAAAGGUAUGGUCACUUAAGCUAUGUUAUAAUAUAUCAAAUUCUAAUUGAUGUAGGAACCAUCGGCGCCAACAAUAUGCGCUUUUUGUUGGCAUCGACUUGGAGCUAUUGGCCCUCCUUCACUUGUACAGCGUCGAUUUAUACAAUCCUCUGAUUCAAGAUCGAAGCCACCCGCCGAGGGUACAGCAGUACGAGAAUCUGAAGAAUAUGAAUCACCUCCACCGGUCCAACCGCAGACACCUGCUGCACCAUGGCGUUCAGGACCUGGGAUGGGAAUGGGCUUCGGCAAAGCAACCUUUGGAGGCUCUAAAAUUCCAGGAAUAGGUACCUCUGCCACCUUCGGUCGUCCAGCACCAGGAAUUCCUAUGAAGUCAACAAUACCAGAUCCUCCAAAACCUGAGUCACCGAAUAAGUUUUCUCCCGAAGAAGAGCUUCGUAUGAGCCAACAACGAAAAGUUGAAAUACAUUCAGGACCAGGGCCAGAGACGAAUAGGGCUUUUAGGCCAAUACCGCGUUCACAGGAGGAGAGGUUGGAGAUAGCUAGGAUAGCAGCGAAAAGGCAGGAGACUAUGAAUAUACAUGCGAUGAACAAGCAGCACACUCAGCCUGAUGCGCCUUUGCGAUAUUUUGAAAAGGACGAAUCUUCCAUUCGUAGUCAGGUUUCUAGUCAAAUAAUAAAUGACUCUACUGAACCCAUUACUACAUCUGAGAUCACUAGCGAGUCUUCUGAAAACGCAUCAAAUUGGGCGCAAUUGAGGAAGAAGAUAGAAGAGAAGCGCCAUUCGCCGCCACCACAACAGGUCCAAGAUCCUAUUUCUGAAGCUCAAGCCAAAAGGGAACAAGAAGCUAGUUCGGGGACUUACACACCACUGAGAAAUAUAAUUCCUUCAGAAAGAGGUCGUUUUACAGAGGUUCCACGAGCAGACAUGUGGAGUAGGCCUAACAAUUAUGAUAAAAGCAAAUCCAUGACUCCAAUCUCACAAACUACCCCGACGAAUAAUUACCAACGGCCUCAAAACAGUCCCCAAAGUACAUUUAUAUCAAAUUCAUAUCCAACAACAAAUCCAGGAUCGACACGUCCACCUCAACCAGCCCCAUCUGCCCGUGCUAUGUUGAAACCUCUUGGAUCUUUUGGCACUUUCGGGUCCCCUUCGUUUGGCGCAGGCUUUGGUAAGAUUGGUGGAAGCGGUUUCAAAAUUCCGGGCUUAACGACCCCAAGCCCCUUGGUCGAGCCAGAAAAAAGCCAUGAGGUUCAAAAUGUCGUUGAAGAACCAGAAAAAGGCCAUGAGGUUGAAAACUCCGUCGAAGAACCUGCCCAAGAGCACGUAGCAUUUAGUCCACUAGCUACUGAGCCAGAAGAGUCAGACGUUCGCGAACAAGUUAUUAAUCAAUUCUCAUCCCCAGAUGAACUAGCAGUACGACAUCGAAAAUUGUCAGAACGUUGGGGAGCAGUGGACGACACGGCUUUGAAGGAAAAGGAUCCAAACUACAGAGAUCAUGCAUUGCCGAAGAAAGCACACAGUAAAGUGGCCAAAAAGGCCGCGAGGAGACAACGUGAAAUGUCAAUGGAUCGAGAUGAUGAAGUGAGAGACUUGACUGCUGAGCGAGCAGAACUUAAAAGGCAAAGAAAACGUGAAAAAGCAGCAAAAAAGGCAGCUGCGCCGACUCCCAUCAUUUUACCCGAAUUUAUUAGUGUCUCUAAUUUGGCCGUCGCUCUCAAGGUUAAACUCGAGAAUUUCCUAGAAAAGAUGGAGGAAUUAGGUUUCGAAGGUGUAAACCAUGAUCAUAUUUUGAACGCUGAAAAUGCGGGACUUAUUGCUAUGGAAUACAAUUUCGAAGCUAUCAUAGAACGAGGCGAAUCUGAAGACUUGAAAGCUAGACCACCAGCGGAAGAUCCAUCAAUAUUACCACAAAGAGCUCCGGUUGUCACUAUCAUGGGACAUGUUGAUCAUGGUAAAACUACAAUUCUUGAUUAUCUUCGAAAGUCUUCUGUCGCGGCAUCAGAACAUGGUGGCAUCACUCAACACAUCGGAGCAUUUUCGGUAGCUAUGUCUUCUGGAAAGACUAUUACUUUCCUUGACACUCCUGGUCAUGAAGCUUUCUUGAGUAUGCGUCAAAGAGGUGCAAAUGUUACGGAUAUUGUAAUUUUGGUUGUUGCUGCAGAUGAUAGUGUUAAACCACAAACUAUUGAAGCUAUUAAUCAUGCCAAAGCAGCAAAGGUGCCAAUUAUCGUUGCUAUCAACAAAAUUGAUAGGCCCGAGAUUGAUAUCGAACGUGUUAAACAAGAUCUUGCUCGGCAUGGUGUUGAAAUUGAAGAUUUUGGUGGUGACACUCAAGUUGUUUGUGUUAGUGGCAAGACUGGUCAAGGAAUGGAUGAUUUAGAAGAAGCCGCCGUUACAUUAAGCGAAAUCAUUGAUAUGCGAGCUGAAACAGACGGACCAGCAGAAGGUUAUGUCAUUGAAGCAAGUAUUAAACCUAUGGGUAAAGUUGCUACAGUCUUGGUUAGACGAGGUACCAUGCGACCGGGAGAUUUCAUCGUCGCUGGUAAGACUUGGGCAAGAAUUAGAUGUUUACGUAACGAAGCAGGAGUUGAAAUUGAAGAAGCUGGUCCUGGUAUUCCAGUAGAAAUUGAUGGAUGGAGAGAACAACCAAUUGCUGGAGAUGAAGUUCUUCAAGCUCCUGAUGAAGCAAAAGCUAAAAGUGUUAUUGAAUUUCGACUAGAGAAGGAGGAACGAGAUAAAAUGGCCGAGGAUAUGGAAGCAAUAAAUGAGAAUCGCAAGAUCGAACACGAUAAACGUGAACGUGAAAAGGCAGAGAAAGAAGCUGCUCUUGGUGGUGAGGAAAAUCAAGUACAAGAUACUGCUGCUCCUAGCAAAGAUCCCGCUGGUCCUAAACCAGUCUACUUUGUCGUCAAGGGUGAUGUGAGCGGAUCCGUUGAAGCAGUCAUCGAUCAACUUAACUCUACUAGUACCAAAGAAGUCGAAGCCAUCGUCCUACGAUCUGGAGUAGGUAAACUCAGCGAAUCAGAUAUCGAACAUGCCGCUACGGCAAAGGGAUAUGUUAUCAAUUUCAACACUGAAGUGGAACCCAGUAUUGCUCAAUUUGCUGCGAAAAACAAGGUCACAAUCUUGGAUAAUAAUAUUAUCUAUAGGUUGAUGGAUGAUGUGAGAGCUGAAAUGUCCAAAUCCUUACCACCAUUGGUGACACAAAGAGUGUUGGGUGAAGCUGUUGUGGCGCAGAUUUUCGAUAUUAAUAUCAAGGGGAGGAAGUUUAGGAGUAUAGCGGGUUGUAAGGUUCGUAAUGGAACAGUGGCCAGGGAUGCUAGGUAUAGGGUAUUGAGAGAUGGGGAGAAGGUCUUUGAUGGUAUGUUUUCUUGUCUUUCAUUUCUUCACCCCUGUCUUGGCAUUAUGAAUUUGAAGCACAAAUACUAAUUUCAUGAUUAGGUAAACUUGAUUCCCUUAAAAAUGUAAAGAAAGAUGUUCCGGAAAUGAGAAAGAGUGGAGAGUGCGGUAUGGGAUUUAUUGGCUGGUCGGAUUUCCAGGUUGGUGAUCAAAUUCAAGCGUAUGAGGUGACUGAGGAGAAGAGGUAUUUGUGAGGGAGGGUUUGAGAAGAGUUAAGAGGUGUGCAUAUUAGAUUUGCGUGAGAGGAAUGUAAGUGGAUGAGUGGGAUGAUAGAAUAGAUGAGGAUUAAAUGGUAUGAAUAUAAAUGAAUGAUUGGGGCAAAUUUAUUU